AUGAAACAGGCUGCCCACCUAGGACGCUCUGUCGUUCGUCCAGAAGAAAAUGGCCUCGAAAACAUGGUCUAUAACCAUGCAAAUGGGCGUGCCGAGACGUUCCGCAAGGAGUUUCAGCUACUAGACUUUGGAAACACAGGAUUGCUUUCCGAAGCAAGGUUUAAAGCUGCACUGCGAAAUGCUGGGUUUUCAGCGCCGGGGCACAUGAUCCAAAAAGCAAUAAAGAUGACUGCCAACUAUAAGGCCAACGCCAUCGACUACGAGAAGUUUCUUAGGAUAUGUGGUCUUGCAGAUAACGAAGCACGGCCUUCUGAUGAUCUUUCUAGGAUAGGGAAUAAUUCACUCAGCGUCAGCAAGAGCGGCUCUCCGAGGAAAAAGGCGCGGGGCCUCAGUGCAGAUCAUGACGUCUUGGAGAUGCCAGAUCAGUUCCUGACAUCAACAGAAAAUGCACUACGUCGCACCAUUGCGAAGGAAAACCAGUUGGAUGCUAUUCGGCCAGCUGGCGUGAGAACUCUGAAGACUCCUCCUUUAUCCCGUGCUGGCGAUUCUGCUGUCCCACUGUUGGCAUCUGCCUCAUUACAGGGAGCGUUGAAUAAGCAAGAGCUAGAGGGACCCUGUCGUCGACGCAGUCUAAGCUCCAAGGGUUCUGAAGGUCGCGUAUCUGACAAAACGUACCUGAAGCUGGAUGGGGCAGCCGGGACUGCUCAGAAAAUAUUUGCUGAUCACUUGUCAGCGAGAGGGAACAUCUCUAAGACAUUUAGGACGAGGUUUGACAUUAAAAACAGGGGAUACAUUGAUGAAAAGGACUUCAUCUUUGGGCUGAGGUACAGUGGGCUUCCAUCAGAGCUUAUAUCCGAUAAGGAGUCACUUGUACUUUUCACAGAGGCGACGAGACAUAAGCCGGAACCUAAGAUGACACUAGUAGACUUUGAAAGGCUGCUGACUCGAAUAGAAAAUAUUGAUACUGUUUCUUGCUUCGAUUUAAGCCGAGAUAGGGGGCCUGGACAUGACUCGGAGUCUUGUUUCAUGGGCGAUGAUUACAGGGAGGUUGCUAAAAGGGUGAGCAAGGGUACUGCUGACAUCGAGCGGGAUAUCGCUCUUAUGGAGCAAUAUCCUGAAGAAUUGGAGCAGGAAAUAGAAGAGCACAGACGGCAGACAGGUAGAUCUCACCGCGAAAACCCACAAUUACCAGCGCACAUGCCUGCAGCGAGACCAGAGUUGGAUGCAGAAUCUGACCAUGUUCAAUCAGAGCAGUCGUUUCGAUUUUCUACUACAGAUGGAUCUAAUGUUUCUCAGUAUAGCGGGAGUUCUUACAGGACAACAGACACAAAUGACCGUGUGCCUUUGAUCCCUCCAUCCGUUCCUGACAGUGUGCUAGUGGACACACUCAAACGUAAGAUACAGGUAGCCAUAGAAAACAAGUAUCCCAGCAAGCAGGCAGCAAUGGUGGCAGCUUCUAGUCCUAGCAGAUCUAUCUCCGAUGCAUCUGUCUUCCAAUUUUUACACAGGCUGCUUCCCGAUGCAACAGAUCAUCAGAUAAGGCUUGUUAUGGAGCACGUACAAGGCAACGAUGCUGCACAACACUCUUCAGAGCACAUGGGCAUUGAUGCAGAUUCAUUGCCUCGUCAGCAGAGCUGUUCUAAAAGCGACGCAUUCGAGACUUCUACAAAGAACAUCCCCAUAGACUCGGCUGUAGAUAUAACUACUAUGAGCAAGAAGCGCUCUGUCAGCGCUAGAGCAAACACCUAUUCGGAUCUUUUUGCUCCACCAGAUGAGGAAUGCUCCAGAAGAAGACGAGAAGAUGACGCCAUAUGGGCAAAGGUCAUGGAAUCGAAAGCUAUCGCUGAGCGUGCUACGGAGGAUGUGGCCGCUUCAACCCCUGUUGACACAUCUGUAUCAAUGCAGCCGCAGCCGCAAGCGCAACAGCGACAGUCGAGUAGGCGGUAUUCGGAGGGGACCAGACAGGAUCACAUCUCUGUCAUAAUGAAUCCCAAGGCUGACACAGGCUACAGGGCUCCUUCCUACACAGGAAUGAGCACUGCCAACACCCAUAAGAAGUGUGAUUCAAGCGGCUUAAUGGGUGCCAUUACCACCAGUGUCACUCCUCAGAGUCCAUCGGAAAGAAAGGCCAACCGCCGUGCCAAGUCAAGCGUGGAUACUCGCAGUAGGUACAAUUCUGAAGCGCUGGAAGCAACUAUAAAGCACGUACAAGAGCCGGUAUCUGGCACACCUCGCGGAUUUCAGAACAUAAAGAAGUCGCUACUUGAAGGCAUGCACGGCAAAAAGGUUGCGCUUGCUGAGUGUAUUGUCACAGCUGCAGCGAAGUCGAAAGAUGCCUAUGACUUUCGCACUUUCAUAUCAGACUUCACAAACAAGCAGCUUGACAAUAGACAACUGGACACUCUUGUUCGCUGCUCACUCGAUCCAGACACCCAGAAGAUCUCUGCUGAACGGGUUCUUCGCAAUCUAAAUCUCACCACAGAGGGUUUGUACAAUCUUCCAACUAUAUCCCAUGCAUCUGGUGACCUAUCAGAUGGGAUGGUUCUGCAACCUGCGUAUAGGCAGAGCCUGUCAAAGACUCAGUCAGCGCGUUCGGGAUCGGCGGCCUCAGUUCUUCAUGGCACAGUGUUGGAGAGUUACAUCAACAAUGAGUCUUGCAUAAAGACUCCGCAAAUGAUUGAAGACUUUGCUCCGCGAGGGAAGUAUGAUCGGUUUGUUAACAGGCAAGACAACACAUCAAGCCGCUAUGAGAAUAGCACAAAUCCACAUGAUAAGGCGCGUACCACCGUGCAAGAGCAAAUGACGAAAUCUAAUGUAUUGGCCUGCUAUGAAACUGUUUCUUCCAAAGACAUUAUCGAGGAUAGAACCUCUGCCGUUGCCAUGCCAACCUUCAACUCCCACAGGGUGCAGGAUGCUAUGACUACCCUGGAUCAGUCUGCACAUAGAAACGCGCUAGCGUGUGCUGACCAGGAGUUUUAUAGUAGGACCGGCUCCCGACCUCGAGCUGAUUCAACUAGAAGAGAAAGUGACGCGUCUGCAUCACAUAGCAUAAUGGACGGUUUCAGCCGUAAAUCUAUGGAUGAUCCCGACGCCAGAGUAGUGCGGCGUCACUCAGACAUCCGUCAGCGGCAUACAGACAUCUUUGGGGCGCCAGAGGCCAGCAACUUUCAUACCAUGGGCUCCAGCAAGAGACAUUAUCACACGGAACGGACGAAUGACAGGAGUGUGGUUGGCUUAGAGAUAUCCCAGGUUGAAGAUGGAGGCCUGACAACAAGUGUUGAGGCUACCUCAUACCGCAGGCCCCACAGCGCUGCUCCAUCCAGCAGAGACAUUACUGCAUUUGAGGGGCUCACUGAAAAGGGAUCUGAGUAG
Molecule: messenger RNA, 3372 nt
Organism: Giardia duodenalis
Lineage: Eukaryota; Fornicata; Diplomonadida; Hexamitidae
Exons: 1
Coding region: 1-3372 (1123 amino acids)
Source: RefSeq, a predicted model, not a curated record